UAGAUGCAAUAACGACCGGAGGUUGGCACACCGUAUGCACCAACACAGAUACUCUAGUACCUACAGAGCAACGACGAUCCCCAUGCUCUCCUUCACCAAACGAGUGGAGGCCUUCGCUCCAUGCCUCCGCUCCGCGGCUCAGCAUCUCCGGUGGGCCAGGACAGAUGCGGGCCCAUCUCCAGUGCGGAGGCGGCGGCGGCCCAGUUCGCCGUCCCUGGCGAAGAAGGGGGAGGAGAAGUCGGAGUGGUGGAUAGUGGACGGCGAGAUGCACGAGAUCGGUGAUCACGUGCCUCCACGUGAGCGGUUCGUGAUACCCAGGGACAACAUCCCUAACAAGCGCCGCAAGCAGCUGCGGGAGCAGUUCAUGCGCCGCACUCGCCUCGUCCUCAAGGAAUCGGAGCACGAGCCUUGGUGCAAGAAGUACAUGGAGUUGUAUCAUGAGCUUAGAGAAAACUGGGAGAGGCUGUACUGGGAUGAAGGCUACUCCAAGAGAAUUGCCCUAGAUCAUGCCAACUACGACUCUGCUGAAGAUGAUGAUCACGAUUUUUCCCCACACAGGAGCAGGCGAUCUGCUGCUGAGCCAGUGAAGGACCAGGGUUUCAAGAGGAGCAUGCAAGGUGAUACCCGGGAAAUGGUCAGCCAAAUUCGGGAUAAGUUUGAAUAUGACAGAGAGAAAAGAAUGAGAGAUAAAGCAUUUGCACCGAUGAAUGGAGGAAAUGCUUAUGACGUAGAUGAUUCAAACUCUUGGAAGCAGCCACUUGAUGCUCAGAGAUACUUCUCCCAAAGUGAAAGUGAGUAACCAAAGAAAAGGAGAGACCCGGCCUCGGGACAAUUUUGCUUCAGUUUUUCUCCAGCUCUACUCUAGCGGCAUAGCCUUAGUAGGAAAUCUUAUUUUAACUCAACUAAUUAUGUAAUCUUUGAAUAGUGUGUGUGUGCUACACUCGAUGAUAUAAAUGACAAUCUAAUGGAAGAAAUGAGAUUGUGCUGAUUGCUAAAUUACAACCUAGAGAUAUUGCCAGAC
This is a messenger RNA of Corylus avellana, 1021 nucleotides long. RefSeq lists its product as uncharacterized. NCBI's taxonomy places the organism in Eukaryota, Viridiplantae, Streptophyta, Magnoliopsida, Fagales, Betulaceae. The record is from RefSeq and is a predicted model, not a curated record.